Messenger RNA from Mesocestoides corti, 750 nucleotides. The record is from the annotation of a GenBank genome assembly. Lineage: Eukaryota; Metazoa; Platyhelminthes; Cestoda; Cyclophyllidea; Mesocestoididae.
AUGGGGAAUUGGUUGUGCGGGCAUUAUGCAAAGGAUUCUCAAGUCGAAAGAAUAACCACAGAAGUUGUAAAACCGCGUGCUGAACACAAAGCAUCGGUAACCAAAUUUAGCGACAAAACCUUCGGACUUCUUAUUUUUCUACACGGGCUAGGUGAUUCAGGGUUUGAUAUUUAUGGUUUAACCAUUGAUGCCCCGCAAGAUGAAGCCGGUAUACAGAAGGUAGCAGAGCAAGUGUCUAAAAUUGUUAGAGCUGAGAUUGACGACGAGGGUAUACCACCGAAUCGUAUUAUACUUGGCGGAUUUUCUCAGGGCGGCAGUGUUGCUCUCUACACGGCUCUUACUUCACCUAGUCUUCAUGGGUUAGGUGGCGUUUUUAUCCUCAGUUCAUGGCUACCAUUAGCCCAGCAGCUUACCUCUGACGCUUCGAGAAUAAAAGCUGAUCACAACCUCCCGAUUCUCCAGUUUCAUGGGACUUCUGACCCAGUUGUUCCCUUCGCCGUUGGCAGUCUCACCAACACGGUGUUGAAUUCCUUCCAGUUUAGCAAUUGUGAGUUACAUCAAGUGCCGGACCUCGGACAUUCUUGCAACGAAGAGGUAUAUCGAACAAAGUGUUGUAAUUAUGCUUCUUUACUAGGAACUCAGACUAGUGCGGGAUUUUAUCAACAAGGUGCUUUGCACCUGAACUGCCAACAUCCGCAGACACACCAGCGUAUAGCUUCCAUAAGUCUUGUGGACCAUAUCUCAUCAUAG